AUGCUUCUGAUCAAGAAAGAUUCAAUCACGGCAUUACAAUCACAAGCUUCCCACAAAUUAUCAUCUAAAGAAACGAAUUUGAACGAUGAUUUACAUGAACCAGCAUUCUCCAGUAGAAUUUUCUGUUCUUUGUGGAUCAUACCGUGUUUCUGCUGCCGCCCAUCCAACGGCGCCUUCGUAUGGGAGCGGAUUCCGACGGCGGAUAACGAAAGAGAGGCAGCGCAGGAAAGUAGUUGGUGGAGGAAAGGUAUGAAAGCAUUCAAGAAAACGAGGGAAUGGUCGGAGCUUGUGGCCAGUCCGAAGUGGAAGACAUUUAUUCGCCGGGGAAAUUCAAUUACGACCCAGUGA
Messenger RNA from Fraxinus pennsylvanica, 348 nucleotides. NCBI's taxonomy places the organism in Eukaryota, Viridiplantae, Streptophyta, Magnoliopsida, Lamiales, Oleaceae. The record is from the annotation of a GenBank genome assembly.